Molecule: messenger RNA, 9001 nt
Organism: Biomphalaria glabrata
Lineage: Eukaryota; Metazoa; Mollusca; Gastropoda; Planorbidae
Product: insulin gene enhancer protein isl-1-like
Exons: 7
Coding region: 556-1884 (442 amino acids)
Biological process (GO): axonogenesis; positive regulation of transcription by RNA polymerase II; neuron fate specification
Cellular component (GO): nucleus
Molecular function (GO): DNA-binding transcription factor activity, RNA polymerase II-specific; cis-regulatory region sequence-specific DNA binding
Source: RefSeq, a predicted model, not a curated record
CACCUCCCUCUCUUGGAUGUUUUUUUUUUCUUCUUCUCUCCUUUUCUGUCGCAGGGAGAGACUGACUAGAAAGCGGGGACGGGUCUAGGUUUAGUUUCUUCAGGCCUGGCACGUCUCGCUCUGAAUUGAGACUGGAUUUUUUUGUUCUUUCAAUGUUUCCUAGAUGUUCGUAGUUUGUUCAUCUAUUUCAUUCUGCCAUAUUGGUGAGUGUAGUGAAUUCUGUGACCAGACAAGCUUUAUUAUACCCCCUUGUGCACCCCCCCCCCACCUUUUUUUUUUUUAGAUUACUUUUUUUUUUGUUUCAUGUUUUAAACAAAAGAAAAACUUGUGUAUUAUCUCCCCUGUUUGAUACCGAGUACUAGAAAUAAUCUGUAUUCCCCUCCAUUGGAAGUUGUAUUCUUGUUAUAUCGGCCUGUUACACACAUUCGGAUUAUAUAUAAUAUAUCUACACUAAAGGAGGCAAGUGUAUUGGAGGUUUAUCUGUGCAUUGUGACCACAGCCCACUAUAUCUGAUUUCUACCAACCGCCACCAUUUCGCCCUCCAGGAGUGAAACCAUGGCCCUGGAGGCCCCCAUCACAAAAAAGCGCCGCCUGGCUGGCGGGACAGAGGUUGUGGUCUGUAAAGGGGAGACUAUCCUGAAAGACAAGGAGAAGAGAAAUGUGUCCGUGUGUGUGGGCUGCGGGUCUCACAUCACUGACCAGUACAUCAUGCAGGUGUCCCCUGACCUCUGCUGGCACGCCUCCUGCCUUAAGUGUGCCGACUGUGAGCAGUACCUAGACGAGUCCUGCACCUGUUUCGUCAGAGACGGGAAAACCUAUUGCAAGAGGGAUUACGUCAGGUUAUUCGGCACCAAAUGUUCCAGGUGUGGCUUAGGAUUCUGUCGGGAAGACGUGGUCAUGCGGCCCACGAAAGGCACAGUGUUCCACCUCAACUGUUUCCGGUGCAUCGUCUGCAACAAGCCGUUAGUCACCGGCGACGAGUUCGCCAUCCGCGAAGACGGACUGUUCUGCCGUGCCGAUCACGACGUGAUAGACCGCUCUGUGACCGCCUCCCCGUGCCAGGACAUAGGCAGUCCGGGCAGCGCUUACGGCGGCACCAACAAUAACAACAGCGGACUGUGUAAUAAUAACAACAACAACAAUCAGAACAGUCACAAUAACAACAACAAUAACAACACAGUGGGCAGCGGAGGGAAAGAGACGGAGAAUAAAAAAUCUGGUCGCGGCGACAAGUCGUCAAGGAGUAGCCACAAGUCUGACCACAAGACCACGCGGGUCCGCACGGUGCUCAACGAAAAGCAGUUGCACACUUUACGGACAUGCUACAACGCCAACCCCAGGCCCGACGCCCUGAUGAAAGAGCAGCUGACCGAGAUGACCGGUCUGAGUCCCAGGGUGAUCAGGGUGUGGUUUCAGAACAAGAGAUGCAAGGAUAAGAAGAGAUCCAUCCUGAUGAAGCAGAUCCAGCAACAGCAGGAGAAGAAUGGAGGAGGCUUGAACCGACCCCUUCAAGGUGUCCCCAUGGUGGCAUCCAGUCCUGUCCGCCACGAGCCUCCAGUCGGCAUGCAAGGUAACCCCGUGGAGGUCCAGAGCUACCAGACCCCGUGGAAAGCAUUGUCCGAGUUCGCCAUGCAGGGAGAUCUGGACCAGCCGCACGCGCCCUUCCAGCAACUGAUGUCAUCUUUUGACCAUAUGGACCCUGGCAUGCACAGCCCGCCCCACCACCAUGACUUGAUGAUGCACCCCGGACUGACCGGUAGUCCCGGACACGGAGACUUAAUGCUACAUCGUGUCUACAUGCACUCGGACGACAUGGUCGGAUCUGUGGGCUCGGACUUCUCUGGAACGCCUUCGGAAAUGUCCCACAGUCCAAUCUCUCACUGACCAACUAAACAAUGUGUUAUCGUGUGAUGUUUGAUGGAUUCUAUAGACCAUAGAGCCCGAAUGUCAUUUCACUGACCUCUCGGCCAAAUAGAGGGCCAUGUUAUUGCUAGGAUGGCCUUCUUCCGUAAGGUCUGCAGGUCAUUAUACAAGAACCUCGUCUAUUCAGAGGCUUUUUUUAAAGUCACAAAACAGACCUCAACGACCUGACUGGAGCGAACAUCAGGCGUCACGCCUAUUUACCUUCUAAGAUCAUUGGAGCUCAGACUCUUUCGACGUCUGCUACAGUCACAGCUCCAGACACUUUUCGCCAUCAAUUCGUGAAGGAACUAGCGAUCUAAGAUCACCACUAAGGAAGAUUUAAAAAAAAAAAAAACGAGAUACAAGGAACUUCCAAGUGGUUAAAUGUUCAACAAUGAAAGGAACAACAACAACAGUACAGAGUGCUUCGCCGAGAACAACAACAACAGUACAGAGUGCUUCGCCGAGAACAACAACAACAGUACAGAGUGCUUCGCCGAGAACAGAGUCGUGAGCACCCAUGACUUUUCAGUGGACAUUGUGUUUCGUCACUAUAUCUACUUCAAUCUAUUUUGUUAUACACAGUUAUACUGGUUCAACGUACGACGUGAGACUUCACGGAUUGGGUUUUCUUGUAAACUUGUCUCCACGCAAAGAUAUGUAAAGAUAUACCUUAUACGUUUAGAUUGGAUCAUACAGACGGAUUGAUCACUAUGAUAUGUAGUGUCACUAUAAUGUGUUUGGAUAUGUUUUUUUAAACAUUUAAUGGAAUGAUUGCGCUCUAGUGUUUCAACUAUUAAUGGCUAAAUAGUGUAUAGAUUUUUUUUCCUUGCACACCAUACAUACAUCUCUGGCAUCGAAAAUCUAUUAGAUCGCAUGAGGAUUUUUUGUCAAAAAGAAAUUGGUUUGAUUUCAAUAAAUAACGGAAAUAAGAGUUCAUUAAGAAUUUAACAUGAACUGUUUCUAUAUUCCAGAGAGACUUCUUGAGAUAUUUAGUCUAAAACUAUGUCUCGAGUCUCGAAUUGAAUCAUUGUAUAAGUACAAGUAUUUUAGCCGCUACACUUAAUGACACAUACAUCAGUGAAAGGUUUUCAGUCAAUUGAUAAAAUUCUGGAAUAUUUAUUGAGCUCAUAGUUUUAACGAAUCAACGAGGAAAUAUUUAGGGGAGGGGGGGAUUAAGCAAAACAAAAGUUGUUUGGAUUCCGACCUUUUGAGUUCACAGCAUCAUUACCAUUGCAAGAACAUUGGGAUUUAAAGAAAAAAAAAAGUAUAUGUGGUCAAAAUACAUUGGGAUGGAACGGGGUGUGGGGGGUCAGUCAAAGAAUUGCGUUAGAGGAGAGGCGGGACAAGGAGGAGCGUGUCUUCGAGUUCGUUUGUUUGACAUGGGAAGAGACCUUUAUUUAAAAAAAAUAUAUAUAUUUAAUGUCAAAGGUUGGGACUGUACUUGUAACUUUUGUUUCUAAUUUUUUUUACAUUGAAUGUGAAUAUGUGUUGAUGUGCAUGCUUGUAUUUGUCGGUUCAAAUAGAAUUCUACAUAUUACAAUAAGAGAAUAAAUUAUACAAAGUGUGUGUGUAAAUGACGUCACGUAGAUCUUUUAUUUGGAAGUGAAUUUAAGUGUGCAGUGCGUGCAGCCUUCACGUGACUCAAAGAACAACAAUGAUUGGCUACUUGUCCAAUUGGUAUGCUGGGUGCAUGAACUGACCUGUACAUAUGGUGGACUCUCUGAAUACAAUCUAUUUUUAGUCGUGUCUAUAUUUCAAUCGUAUUUAUCCUGAAUUUUCAUGUCCAACCCACCGUGUUAUUUAUUGAAUGACAAUUUAUACUUGUAUUGUUCUCAUAUCAUCUUGUCGCGGAAACAUUUGCUCAAACUGAAUUUACAACCUAGAAACGAAAAUGUGUUUGUUUGUUUUUAUAUCUCGUGACAAACAAUGAUAGCAAUAGGUACUGGUGAUGUGAUGAUGAGGGUCAACUGAUGAUGUGUGUUCAUGUAUGACUAUUAAUUAGGUGAAAUAUAAUAGUCUUUUUACACAAAAGUUGAUCUUUUUUUUUGCUUCAAUUUUUGAACGAAUUAGUUUUUUAGUCGCUUUUUCUUCUUUCUUUUCGUGUUUGUUUUUUUCUAUCAUUUUUCUUUUUUUUUUUAAAUUACUUCCGUUCUCUUAACUCUUUGUCUUCACAGAUACAAGGCUAUAGGUGGGAGGGGCUACCAUUAGCCAGAGUCUUUUUAUAUCUAUCUAGAAAGAAGCAACAGCUUCUGCAUCAUUAUCCUAAGUAGAUCUCCUUUCAGGCCAGCAGAAUCACCAUUAUUAACUUCUGUAGUUUCCUGUAGGUAUAAAGCCAGGGGCGUAGCUAGGAAUUUUCCAUCGUCUGGGGGCCCAGGGGGCUUGACCUCUUUGAGGGCCCCUGCAUUUUGCGUAAUAAUUAAUUUUUAAUGUAAAAAGAAACAAUCACUUUCAAAUUCUCCCUCCUCCCCCCCCCCCUAGCUACGCCACUGCAUAAAGCUAGAACUUAAUUCCUAAAACUGACUAGAUUAAAACUCCCAAACAAACAGACCUUCGCCCCCCUCCCUCCCCCACUCUAAGCCCUUGGGGCUCUUCCUACCUGCCUUUUUUUUCGUAUGUCACUGGCAGUGGCAAGAACUGACCACAGCUGAAGGUAGCCACUGACAAAUGGGUGACCUGUUCUUGUGGGACGCGUUGACAUUAAUUUGCCUUGACACACAGUGGACCAUCGCUGGGGAAUCCCAGAGGCCGGCUCCUUUGAUGGCGGGCGUGGUACAAAUUAGAUCUUUACGAGAUGUCCACUAGGUCGUUAAUCUUGGCUUGGAAAAACAAAACAUGGCGGAAAGAUAAUUAAUAUCUAAAGGACACAAAGAUUAGAUUGCGAUAAUUGUUGACUCAGUAAAGUGUUACAAGUGAUACUGAAAACAUAUAACAAUUCUACGUUUUCAUACAAGAUGUCAUUCAAUGAUUUAGUUUGAUAGCAUGUAAAAAAAAAAGCAAUGUAUAUAAAUAUUUUAAAAUCAAUUCUUUUUCUAUGCUCAAAUAAUAUAGUAAACUAUACAUUCGUAUUUUAUUUGGAAUUUUUAAAAAUAGGAUUUGUAUGGAGAUUGAACACAUGCUACUAGAGUUAUAAGGACGUCACUCUAACGAACUUAACUAACCGGACCUACAAUAAACGGUCAAAGACUAAUGUAUAGAUGUAGGUCUCUAACUAAUUGAAUCGCAAAGAAAAAUGGAUGCCAUUUAUUGCCUUCCUUUCGUAUAAUUUUGAUCAAUUCAGUGAUCCAUGACCUGACCUUUCUGAAAUGUUAAUAAAACUGUGUUGUAAAGCAGCACGAAUUUAGGUGCGAAUUUUCAGCUCGAUAGGAAAAUGAAAAUUAAAAAAAAAAAAUAUGUUAAAAUAUUUAAAAUUCUGCGUCUUUAGAAUCUAUUAUAUCAGUAAAUAAUGUAUUUUAUUCGAUGUUAUCAGAAUUAUUACAUAAUGUAUGAUCUGUCAGAUGAGAAUUUAAAAAAAAAGGUUGAAAUUCCAGAAUGUUCCUCAGUUCAUCAAGUUCUUAUGGACUUCUUUGGAGUGGGUUAAAGAAGUUUCUCUUUGGCCACAUCUCGUAAGUCAGUGGCCACUAACACGAGUUAAACUGACAUUUAGAAUCGCUGAAAGCGCACCCGCGUUGAUGGUAGGAAAUAUACGUAUGGAAAGCCUUCCACUCGCCAGUUCUAAUGGCUGUAAGACUGGGAAAUAAGGGGAGGUGAAUCACAACUCCCUAUUACUGCUUCGUUUUCCGCAUUACUCGUUGCAAGAUACAGGAUCAUUAGAACAGUGAAAAUCUUGGUGAAGUGAAUCCACUGACACACAACAAUGGACAUCCACUCGUGGAGCGGUACACUUCAAAGGGACUAUGGCGACAUUUUUGUGAUGUCUUCACGGUUGUUUUGUUCUAGCCACGAAAAGUAGACACCAUGUUUUCAGGUGCAUUUCACCUUGUUCUCUGAGCCGCUCAGGGGCGCAUUGACAAGUAGUACCAGGGAUUAUCUAACUACGACUUGAAAAAGUAGUCUCUGUAAUUUUGUCCCCAGCUUUGUCAGUGGCGGCGCGAUUGUAAAACGUUGCCCUUUCAGACCUUGCGAUCUAUAGGGCAGAUGAUGUUGAGGUUAUCCAUUUCUUUGGCCAACGGUUGACGAACAAGGUGUCAUGUAGCCAGCACAACGACCAACCGCCUUUACUUUCCCCAACUAAAGUCAGGUACCCUUUAGAGUUGGGCCGACUCUGGGGCGUUUUGGGGUGCUCGUAUAUUUGUGACAUGGUAGCGACGCUGUUACUAAAGUAACAAUUGCAGUGACAUUACGAUAAGAACACACAAUUCAACAGGGUCACAGUAACAGCUGAAAUAACUGAAGCUAUUGGCAAGCAUGGAUAGCCGUGUUCACUGGAUGGCCGUGUUCACUAGAUGGCCGUGUUCACGAGCUGAAUCCCAAGUUUUUCUAACCUUGUAACUCUGUAAACUUCCGAAACAGACUGACAUCUUUAAAAGCGAGAAUUUUGUUUGACUUUCUCAAAACGAUUCUUGCAUUUAGACAUUAUUAGCGCAUAGACUUACAUGAAAAUAAUUCUUAUUGCUGCGUUUGGUUGUUUCGGUUGUUUGAGCAUAGAUGGUGAACACUCGUCAUUGAUACUUCAACUUCAGUCUGUGGCGGCCCUAAUUGCGUGUGUAUGUAAAAAGUGAGGACGCUAUCCAUUUAUCUGGAUAAUCUAAUCUGGAUAAUCUAAACUUAUCCCUAGUUUGACCCAACACAUAUUUUACCAAGCAAAACAUGACGCGUAAGGUAAAGGCUCACAUCUUUGUCCACCACUCCAUACCCGCUGUUGUCACUGGGGAAAACCCAUUCUUGUUUUCAAAGUCUGUGACUUUCUUCAUGUCAGUGUCCCUUUCAUUUGUUAUGUGUUCAUUUCAAUGUUACUGUACAGGACGAGCCCAUGGACGAGAGAUACAGAGAAUUUGGGGGAGGGGGAGUGUAAGAGAAUCUUUUUUGUUUUCCACAUGUGUAUGUGUUUGUGUGUGAGGAUAACAUUUUAUUAUUUUUUUAAAGUAGUUCAAAUGUUUCGAUUAGCUUUUUCGGCACCGUAUGUAGAUUGCAAUCUCCCCGCCCCGCAGUUUCAUCUACACGCGCCGUCUCUGGUCAAAAGACAUUUGUUUUAGUAAGUGUCACCUGUCACUUGUCACUGCCUUUCCCCCGUCUACUUUGAACAUUGUCUUAAUGACCUCUGUCCAGUUGGCCUGUGUCGGGAUGUGUUACUUCAUUUGGUCAGCCACGUCCGCUGCCAAGUGACCAAUUGCUACUCUCUUUUUCUCCUUUCCAAUUCCUUCCCCCUCACAUCUGUGCGAUGUCCCCAAUGCAUUAAUUCAUAGCUCUAUAUAUUUAUUAGUGGAAGUGUGUAUAUUCCUUUUUUUUUUUUAUUUUACAAGUGCAUACACUACAGACCAAUUGAACAUAGGUGAACUAAAUCUAAAUGUAUAGCUCUAAACUAUUGGCCAUUAAGUACAGCAUACCCAUUGCAAGUUUUCAGUACAUUUUGUAUACUGACCACUAAACAACAAACCAAAUCCACUAAGGGAUUGUGCAAUCAAUCUAAACUUCUUAACAACAAACCUUUUGUUUCUUUUUCUUAGUGUGUGAUUUAUUUAUUGAAAUAUACUGUGACUUACGUUCCGGUUGUAAAUGAUGAAUGAUUGUAUGGUAUGUGUGUGUUGAAAGUUGUAUAUUAACUGUAUUCAAAUUUCUGAAACCAAGUGUACGUUUGUUUAUAACAAUAGCGAAAACUUUUUAGCACGUUCUGGAUCAACACUACCAUCAUAUGGGAACCACUCGAUAUUUUUUUUAAAACUUAAAAAUGAUUCUCCUUCGUGAAGUUGUAAUUCUUUUUUAUUUUUUAGGAAAAGAAAAACAAAAUAUUCAAUAUGCUUCAAUAGAAUUGGUUUGUAAAUUAAUUCCUGACAUUGUUUUUGUGGGAUAUAAAAGACAUUUCAUUUUAAAAAAUUCACUUGACUGAUAAUUACUCCACAGUUGUUGUUUUUUUCAGUCGCAGCAAGCCAAUUGUUUCAAGACUCUUGAUUCAAUCAGAUAAACCAAACUAUUUUGCUUUUGUUGGCUGUUAAGAUUAAGAUAAGUUUUACAAUUAUAUAAAAUCAGUUGAGACCGAGGCUCUCAUAACGUGGGAUAUGGUUCAAUAGAUUAAUUGGCUUCAAUUUCUUUAGUCCAAGCUGUUUGUUCCACUGACAACUUACCAGUGCCCACGAAAAGGGGUAGGUGUGUGUGAGUAGUGUGUUUGUGUUGAAUGUGUGUGGUAUGAGAUGUGUGUGUGUGUGUACGCGUGCGCGUGGGUAGGAGGAAUAUAAAGUUCUCAUUUUCUGUCUUUUUAUUUCGGUCAUUAGAAAAUCUGUUUUAAAAAGCAACAGAGAAAGAAAGAAAUAUAUUGUAUUGUUAAUUCCUAGCGCAUUUAGUCAAUGACCCCCGGACUAUUUUGAAGUCUGCCAGGGAUCAUUCUCUUCCAGGACUAUUGUACACAUUUACGUUUCUUUGAUGUUAAUAAAUAUAUUUCUAAUCAGUUUCUAAUUAUUUUUAUUUCACAAGUGGUAAAAACAAAAAAAUAUUUGUUAUUAACGUUGCUAGUUUGUGUCGUAGUCCCUACAUGUUAUCAAUAUUUGUGUCUCCAUUUGUAUAAUAGUUAUGUAUAUGCAUUCAAUACAUUUGUAAAUAGUAUACAUUUAUUUACUAUACAUUUAUUUUUAUGAGUUAUAUAAAAAAUACUUUUGUGUUUCUCCUGUACAAAAUCAGAUGUUCUAUAAUUGUUUAGCCGUGGAGUCAGCCAACGAGAAAAGGGCUGGUACACAUGUACUCUAGUGUUUGUCUCUGAAUUAAUGUUUGACUGGAGAAUGAGAAUGUCCGAAGUCUAUAUAUGAAUACAAUCACAUGUGUUAUGGUAUAACUAUUGUAUAAUUGUCACUAUCAAGUAUAACUUUGUGUGCACGACACACUGAGGUUAUUGGAUAGAACAAGAUAUAAAAGACAAUAAAACACAAACUUUUAGAUUGCUUUCUGCUUU